AUGACGACCCACCCCUCAUUAUUCCAAUCUCCUUUCCUUAUUUCCUUUUAUCUCCUCUGCGUCAUUUUCACUGUUACUGUCAACGCUGAAAGCGAUCCUGUGCAUAAUUCGGUGGACCGGUCGCUUCUCGCCGCUCAGAUUGGGGCCAUUGUAGGCGGAUACGUUUUCUUCGUCUCCGUUCUCCUGGCUCUUCUUCUCAGUGUUGGAAGGUGUCUCCGAAGAAGAAGAAUCAAUUCGUCCGACUAUACCUCGAUGAUGAAGUUGUCGAAGUCCGCUGGUGGCCUCGAUAGCACGGUAUCGUCUCCAGAAACACCCAGAAGUCUCAUCUGGUCCUGGAGUAGCUUCAAAGGAUCCAAGUCUCGCAUUUCAAAUGUCAGCGAGGUGACCGUCGAUGACUCGGUCGUCGCAGCCGAUCGCAAAAGGGCUCAGGAGCAGAUGGCGGAACUCUACGCUGCCGUGAUGGAACACGAUACGAAGAGAGCCGCUGGCAUUGGUGAUUCCGUUGACGGGUUCAAAUACCCCAGCAGCCAGCCUUCUAACCCCUUCGAUACCCCAGUAUCUCAACGAGGGGGCCCAUUCUCCAUGCAUAAUCAAAAGCAGGGGAUGUCCUCUCCUCUCUCCCUUUUCAGUCCAACUUCACGCUCGUCGGUGGAGUCCGACGGGAUUCGCCCUCCUCCACAGCUCUCUGCCCAGGAGCUGUCCAUCUCGCCUCCAUUGCCAUCUUCGAAAUAUAAUGAGGAACCUAUACCGCUGACUCUGCGGGGAUGUGACACACCCCGUGCUCUUCCGGCGGCACCUCAAGUACAGGCUAGCCAUGGAAAGACCAAAAGAGGUCCUGUCCCUGCUCCGUUGAACGUGUACACAGGUAAUAAUGGGAGCACCACGUCCACCUUGCCUUUUCGUCAAGUGUACCCCCCGCCGAGUGCUCCGGCUACGAAAACAACUAUCCUGGAACGGCCAACCCUCGUAGCCGGGCCACGAACUGGCAUUCCUGUACCGUACAGUCCGUACAUACCCUUCACCCCCGUGACGCCCAUUACCCCCAGUCGGAUUGUGACAAAAAAGCAACGAAAGAAGGAGGACAAGGGAGUCAGGUUGAAGGUCUUGAAUGAAGACGACCUCGUGAAGGAAGACAGUGAGAUGUGGGAAUAUUAA
Messenger RNA from Monascus purpureus, 1155 nucleotides. NCBI's taxonomy places the organism in Eukaryota, Fungi, Ascomycota, Eurotiomycetes, Eurotiales, Aspergillaceae. The record is from the annotation of a GenBank genome assembly.